GUGGCUGGUUUGGGGCCGGGGUUGCAGAGCUAGCUAGAGCGCGAUACACGACACGAUGGCAUCUCCACCACUGUUGGACGUUGUGUGCAUAGGUUUGAGUCGGGCGCAGGCCAGAGAAGAGUACAGGGCUCAGGAUUACCAGGUUUGUUUGCUGGAGGGGAACCGUCUACCAAGAGGAGAGGUGCAGGUGGGAGAAGAACCAGAGAGAGCUGCUUUGCGCAUCGUCAGUGAGCGUACAGGACUGCGAGGAUGUUUAGCAGUGGGCCUUGCCGUCCAUUACACAAGGAACAUUGCUGUCUUGUAUGCUGUCCCAAUCGCAUACUCCGGUUGGCUUUUAUUGCUCCAUCUAUUUUCUGGUCUAGUUCUACUAACUGCAGGUAUGCUCAGUUCUUCGGGCCAAUUCUGCAGCCUCUCAUCUGUAAUGGCAGACCCCAACACAAACGAGGAAGACAGGAACAUGCUAUCUUCAGUUGACGAGUGGCUCCAGGAGAGACAUGCUCUGCCUUACCUAGACCCAUCUCUAUAUUUCCUGGGAGGAGAAGGGGAAGAGGGUGGGGUGGGGGGAGUGGUGAGAGCAGUCAUUGAGAACCCAGUCUUCCUCUGCCCCACAGCUCCUCCUGAGGACCAGCUAGUCAUCUCCCUCAACAACCCAACUUUCUCUACUACUCACAGCACUAUUGACUUUCAUGCCACACAGGCUUAAACAUUUUCGAUGAUCUGCAUAAGUACAUAUGACUCUAGCUAUGUUCUGUCUUAUGACAUUCUGUGUUGCUAGGUGGAGUAGAAUCCACCAUCAUGUUUGCGAGAGUAACCUCUGUUAGUGGCCUCGGAAUGGUGGCUCUCAAUGGCCAGACCUUUACAGGAGUGAAUGGUGGUCUUCCUGGACGGAGACUGGUCCACCAGCGGCAGAUCUUCCAGAGUCACAGGGUUACAGGGAGAAGGUCUGUUCUUCAGCACCCUCCCAUGCUCCUGUCCAAUCGUCUCCGGCUGCAUUAGCGUGUCUGCCUUGGACCGCAUGAACUCGUCGCUAUGGUUGUACUGGCACUUCAGAACGAAGUCCAGACUGUCUCUCGGGGCCUGAGGGUCGUGAAUAGCCACCUCCUGUCUGGCGCUGGACAGUGUUUUUGUAGCGUUGAGUCGAGUCCAUUGGUCAUCGCUGCUAGUGGAGGAAAAUGUGGGCACUGCAUCUCCAGAUCUCUCCUUGGACCUACGACCCACGAAGUUGGCGUCGUUCUCCAGCCGGGGAAACGGGUAGGGAUCGCGUCCCGACAUUAUUGCGCGAGGUAGCUCGGUUUCUAUGGCAAUAGCUGCUUACUCCAAAUAGUGCCCACCAACAACGAAAGGAUGGCGUCGGGUGUGGGAACGCUCUAUGAUCGGCUUCUCCACGACUUGGAACACAGCAGCAAGGUUAAGCAGGAAGUUGUGACGGGAAGAAGGAUUGGAUUCUACCGACUGAAGAGUCAAUUGGGUGCAGGAAACUUCGCACAAGUCAAACUUGGCUUGCAUCUUCUGACCAAUGAGAAGGUAGCAGUGAAGAUUAUCGACAAGACAAGGCUGGAUGAUGUAGCCACCCAGCUUCUCUCACGAGAGAUCAGCUGCAUGGAGAAGCUGUGCCACCAGAACCUCAUCAAACUGUUUGAAGUCCACGAGUCUUUUACCCGCCUGUGUCUUGUGAUGGAGUGUGCAGCUGAGGGUAACCUGCAGUCUCGUGUGGAAGACAAUGGGCCCUUCCCUGAGCCUCAAGCUAAGGCUGUCUUCUCCCAGAUAGCAGCUGGAGUUGCACACAUGCAUGCCAGUGGAGUCACUCACAGAGAUCUCAAACCAGAAAACGUCUUCUACGUGUCCAGCACACAAGUUAAGAUUGGCGAUUUUGGCUUCAGUACGGCAGUGACAGACGAAGCUCUCUCCACGUUCUGUGGGUCUCCAGUGUUUGCAGCUCCGGAACUGCUGCAGGAGCAGAGUUACAUGGGACCUCCGGUGGACAUGUGGGCCCUGGGAGCCACUCUCUACUACAUGGUGACUGGGAACGUCCCUUUUCCUGGGAGCAGUGUGCUGCAGGUGAAGGAGAAGGUCCUGAGUGGCAGCUACAUCACUCCGUCUAGAGUUGGGCCUCUCUGCCAACAGCUUGUGGCCAAACUGCUAAGAAUGGAGCCGAGUGGGAGACCCAGCAUAUCAGCCACUCUCCAAGAUCCCUGGUUGGAAGGAGUGACUCAGAGGGUCACCGAGACCCCAGUGGUGGGAGAUAAAGCUGAUUCGGAGGUGGUGGAGCAGAUGAUGAGUCUUGGGGUGCCAGUCGGGGGUGACUUCUCCGGCCUCCUCACGGAGCCUCGCAGUCCCACUGCCGGGACCUACCGCAUUCUCCUCCAUCAGAAACUGCAGCAGAGUUCUGAACCACCCCCUCUUCCCCCCAUCCCUCCUUCCCCACCCCAGACCACCGGCACUCGCAGGAAGAGCAGCGUCUGUAUCAUUCUCUGAAUCAGUCACUUCACAGAUCAAUAUAUUUAUAUAUUAUAAUCCACAAACAGAUAAAUAAUACACAAAAGUACAUAAGAAAACAUGCAGUCACUUAAAACAGACAUAUUAUGCAGGCUAUACACACUCUACAAUAAGGCCUACAUAAGGACAUAAAUACACACAUUCUAUAUAGAGCCCCCCCAUGAGGAGGUGGUGGUACAGCAUUAGCAGGUCGAGGAAGCAG
Molecule: messenger RNA, 2698 nt
Organism: Geodia barretti
Lineage: Eukaryota; Metazoa; Porifera; Demospongiae; Tetractinellida; Geodiidae
Source: the annotation of a GenBank genome assembly